AUGUCAGCUUCCGAGAAUAGCUCUUCACAUCCUGAUUCCUUCUUCCUGCUUGGGAUCCCAGGACUGGAGAAUUCUCAGUUUUGGAUUGGCUUUCUCUUCUGUGCCAUGUAUAUUGUGGCUGUAGUGGGCAAUAUCACUGUCAUUCACAUAAUUCGAGUUGACCACACCCUGCAUGAACCCAUGUACCUCUUUCUGGCCAAGCUGGCUUUCACUGACCUGGGCCUGACUGUGUCUACAAUGUCAACAACCUUAGCUGUCCUCUGGUUUGAUGCAAGAGAAAUCAGUCUAGAUUCCUGCAUUAUACAGAUGUUUUUUCUUCAUGGAUUUACUGUCACAGAAUCUGGAGUGCUGGUGACCAUGGCCAUUGACCGCUAUGUGGCGAUCUGUAACCCCCUCAGGUACACUACCAUCCUCACCAAGUCCAGAAUCACCCAUAUGGGUCUUUUAAUGACUAUACGUUCCAUAGUAUUAAUAGGGUUAAUGCUCUUACUCCUUCAGCGUCUCUCUUUUUGUAAGAUGAAUGUUCUUUCCCAUUCAUAUUGCUACCAUCCAGAUCUGAUUAAAUUUUCAUGCUCUGAUACUCGGGCCAACAACAUUUGUGGAUUAAUUGUUCUCAUCCUGACCACAGGGCUAGAUGCACCAUGCAUUGUACUGUCUUAUAUCUUGAUCAUUCGCUCUGUUCUCAGUAUUGCCUCCCCUGAAGAACGACACAAGACCUUUAGCACCUGUGUCUCCCACAUUGGGGCAGUUGCUACUUUCUACAUCCCCAUGAUAAGUCUGUCCUUGGUGCAUCGUUAUGCUCGUUCAGCCCCCAGAGUGGUCCAUUCAAUGAUGGCCAAUAUAUACCUGCUUUUUCCUCCAGUGCUUAACCCCAUUAUCUAUAGUGUAAAGACCAAACAAAUUCGCAACACCAUACUCAGGCUACUCCAUAAGAUGUAA
This is a messenger RNA of Condylura cristata (star-nosed mole), 939 nucleotides long. Its product is annotated as olfactory receptor 51F1-like. The record is from RefSeq and is a predicted model, not a curated record. Lineage: Eukaryota; Metazoa; Chordata; Mammalia; Eulipotyphla; Talpidae. The transcript is spliced from 2 exons. Bases 1 to 939 code for a protein of 312 amino acids. Gene Ontology annotation, molecular function: olfactory receptor activity; G protein-coupled receptor activity. Gene Ontology annotation, cellular component: membrane. Gene Ontology annotation, biological process: G protein-coupled receptor signaling pathway.